Molecule: messenger RNA, 1064 nt
Organism: Propithecus coquereli (Coquerel's sifaka)
Lineage: Eukaryota; Metazoa; Chordata; Mammalia; Primates; Indriidae
Product: mucin-12-like
Exons: 10
Source: RefSeq, a predicted model, not a curated record
GGAACUGCCAGGAUGGGACAACAUGGAACGGAGAAGAGUGUGUCUGUCCCCAAGGAUACUUUGGUUACCAGUGCCUGACCCCCUUGGAAUCCUUCUUAAUAGAGGUCCCGGGAAAGAUCAACGCCACUUUAGGUGUGAUAGUGAAAGUGUUGUACAGGAUUUUCACGGAAGACCUGAAUAACACAGCUUCCGAGGCAUACUCGAAUUUUGUUGAACUAUUCAAGAAAGAGAUGGAUAACAUUUACUCAGGUGACGACCUUCCUGAGUAUAAAGGUGUCAUCGUAAGGGAACUUUCCAACGGCAGCAUUGUGGUGAAAUAUGACGUCGUCCUGGAGGCAAACUACACUGCACAGUAUAGGGAACUGUUUGCAAACCUCGUUGAUAUUGCAACAGCCAAGAUUGUGACUGCAACCAAAACUAUUCCUGAUGCUAUUGACUUGUGCCAAGAAUCCAUACUGUGCUACAGUGAGAACGACACUUCCGUGGAUAAGGCCGUGCAGCUAGGCUUCGACUUCCAGGAGCAAUGCACCCAGAAUGCUGCCGAGGAGUUUGCGCAGUUCUACUAUGUGGAUGUACUGAAUGGGGAGCUGGCCUGUGUGACCAACUGCACCUCAGGGACACAGUCGCAACUGGACUGUCACGGGGGUGCAUGCCAGCUGCAGCGCAGCGGCCCCCGCUGCCUGUGCCCGAAAUCGAACACGCACUGGUACUGGGGAGAGACCUGUGAGUUUAGCACCAGCAAGAGCCUCGUGUACGGGGUUGUGGGGGCCGUGGUGGCCGUGCUGUUGGUCGCAGUGGUCGUCCUGAUUGUCUUCCUUGGCCUAUCCCAGAGAAAACUGCACAGGCAGAAGUACGAUGCGUCUCCAGACUGGAAAAGAGAAGAUGUUGCUGGCACCUUCCAGAACACAGACAUCUGGGAAGAGGACAAUCUGAAGGAGGACAGAUAUAGCCUUGAGAACACCUACAGACACUUCCAGCCCUCCCUGGGGACCAUAGAUCCUGCCACAGAGCUCCACAUCAACAGGCCCAAAGUGGUGAUGCCCACUCGGUGAGGCAGCAGGGCC